Fonsecaea erecta is the source of this 921-nucleotide messenger RNA. RefSeq lists its product as hypothetical. The transcript has 2 exons. The coding region runs from base 1 to 921 and encodes 306 amino acids. NCBI's taxonomy places the organism in Eukaryota, Fungi, Ascomycota, Eurotiomycetes, Chaetothyriales, Herpotrichiellaceae. The record is from RefSeq and is a predicted model, not a curated record.
AUGUCGGCGGUCGACAUCCCCAAAAUUGAAGCAGGAAACCUGUUCAAUGUCAAUGGCCUCGUAGCUGUCAUCACUGGCGGUGGCUCAGGACUUGGGCGCAUGAUGGCUAGAGCCCUGGCCGCGAAUGGGGCGUCCAAGGUCUUCAUUAUCGGUCGGCGUGAAAACAGCCUGAAGGAGACUGCCGAAUCUGUUCCCGGGGGCGCCAUCAUCCCCCUGGUGGGCGACGUGACCUCGAAGGACUCGCUUCAACAAUGUGUUGAGAAGGUCAAAGCAGAAGUCGAUUAUGUCGACGUCCUCGUGGCAAACAGCGGGAUAUCUGGCCCAUCCGUGCCAACACUAGAUGCCAACCAGAAACCUGUAUCCCUCGAGGACCUAGCCAAGAAUAUGUGGAAGCCGGAACCGGAAGAGGUCACGCAGACAUACGCCAUCAAUAUCACUGGUGUUCAUUUCACCAUUGCGGCAUUUCUCCCGCUUCUGGAUGCGGCAAACAAGAAGAGGCCGGCCCCGUCAGUGGACAACUUCACACCCCGUCCUCAGAUCAUCACUACCGGAUCUAUUGGAGGAUUCAAUCGCAAGCCUCUAGGGAAUCUCAGCUACGGCCCCAGCAAGUCUGGGGUGAUGUUUCUGUCGAAGCAGUUGGCGACGGCGCUUGUGCCUUACGAUAUCAGGGUGAACACGAUUGCCCCAGGGCUUUACUAUUCGGAAAUGACCCAUGGAAUGUACCAAGCUCAAGGAAAAACCGAGACUCACAAUGUCGAGGGCACGUUCAGCAAAGAUGUUGUCCCUGCAACCAGAACCGGUGACGAGCAGGACAUGGCAGGCGUCAUCUUGUGGCUCUGCUCGCGAGCGGGAGCUUAUAUCAACGGAUGUGUCGUGGUCACGGACGGUGGACGGCUGAGUGUUCUGCCUUCAGCAUAUUAA